GUGGCCACGCGCUCAUCGCAUCCCAUCAAACCCUCGACGAACUGGACACACAGAGAGGACCAAAGAGAAUCGAGGCGAUAAAACGCCACCGUGGAAAAGAGAAAGAGAAAGCAAAGGGAGCUGGGCCAGCUGGCACAGAAAGCGGAACAAGCCACCGAUUGAUUUUUCUUGCCAUAGCAAACAACGAAAAAAAAAAACAGAUAACUGAGGAAACCCAAGGAAAUCAAAAGGAAAACCUACGAUAAUAAGGCAAGCAAAAGGAAGAGGCCAAACCUCGCCAGCAUUUCCAUAUGGAAAUGAAAAUGGCCGAGGCCCAGGAAGCGCUCGAGUCCAAGGACUCCUCCUGUAAUGUAGAAGGCCAGCUCCCGCCAGCUGGCUCCGAGGAGGAGCAAGAGGAACCCGAGGAAGAGGAAGAGGAGGAGGAAGUGGAGCUAGAGCCGGAGCAGGAGCAGCAGGAGCUCCUCAGCGAACGCUGGUCACCGCUGGGCGCCAACUAUGAUGAUGCCAAUAGUGCCAGUUCGGGCGUGGACUGUGAACUGGAGCAGGGACUGGACAAGUCGGAGACGCGUCGUGGUAGUGCAGGAAGCGAGUUGGCUCGCCUCCGAAGCAUCGAAGAUGAGCAAGAGCUGCUCACUAGCUCCCUGUUAGCUCUAACUUCCCAUUUCGCACACGUCCAGCUAAGAGUGCGACAGAUUGUUGAGGCUCCCGCAGAGGAACGGGAUCAAUUGUUACGUGAUCUCGAGGACUUUGCCUUCCAGGGCAUUCCAGAUGCCGCUCAGCCCAAGGAGGAAGCAAAAGCCAAGCAGGCCAAGAGCUCCUCGAUUGAGGGUGAAAAGGAAACUGUCGCUGAUAGCCAGCUUAUUGAGCAACUCAAGUCCCAGCUCACGGAGCUCGAACAGCUGGCCUACGAGGCAGGAGAGCCUGGCAUCUUGCCACAGCAUGUGCUGCUUGAAAAGCAGAAAUUUAUCCUCGACGAGUUGCGUGCCAAGCUCAAUCUGCAGGUGGAACAGCAUGAGUUGCCGACUCUAAGCACCGAACAGCUGCGUCAUCAGGUGGACAAUGCCAUUGGCGAAUUUGUGGGUCCCUUGAAGAUGAAGGAGCAGCUGGUGGCCCAGUUAAAGACGCAAAUAACCGACCUCGAACGUUUCAUUGCCUUCCUACAGUGCGAUGCCGAUCAGAGUUCUGUGGGAGAUCGUUUGAAGCUCCUCUCGGGAGCAUAUAAUAGCUAUGCGGCCAAGCAGACAGCCCGAAGUAGUUCACAAAUUGCUCCGCCCAUUGAACCGUCACCAAUUGUUGGUAGAGCAAAAAACUCACCUGCCACAACAGCAGCAGCAGCUCUUCCACCAUCGUCCAGUGCUGCUUCCACUUCCGGUGAGAGUCUACACAGCAAAGCUCAUGGACUGUUGGACAAGGCAUCGCUUCUGAUGCAAAUGUUUGCGAGCACGCAUUUGGUAAAGCCGCGCCACGAUGACUUCCAGCAGAAUUCGUUGAAGAAAACGCACAAGGGCAAUCACUGGGGGGAUCUCCGCGCCCAACUGGAAGUGGACAUCCAAGAGGUGGCUGCCUUGGCUGCCACCUUGAGCUGCGAUCGCGAGAAAUUGGCCAAUAUCAAGCGGGCUUUACGUCAACAGCAGCAGCAGCAGAAAAGGCAACAGGAGCAGGAGCACUCCUCCUCAUCUUCCUCCACUGGCCAUCCAUCUCAUCCAGUUAUCAAUGCCCAAAAUGGAGCAUUAACCACUGUGCCGCCACGUUGCCGAAGAGCAGUGCCCACUGGCCAUGAACUGGCUCCAUAUGCCGCCUGCAGCGGUGCCGUCUCCUCCGAUUCCGAUGAGGAUAUCAGCUACUCCAACUUCGAGUGGGAAAAAGAGGGUAAAAGUCGACGUAUGGCACAUAUGCGUGGUGAUUCAAUAGCCACAAUUGGACGUGAAUUGACGACGGUGGUGCGUAAGAAUUUUGCCCGAACAUUGCAGCAAUUAAUACAGCAUGGAUUACGCAUACCGGCGGAAUCGGCAGCAUCCAGUUUAAUGGUUCCAUUUAUGCGAUGUCUACAUCCUGGUCCACCAGCGGCUGUAAUACCAGCUGCUUCCAGCGGAGAUUCACAAUUUAUGGGCUUGGGCAGGGCCAUGCAUGCCUGGGAAUUGGUACUAGCUUACUACAGAUUAAAGCAUGGCGAUGAGUACAAUAAUACGCCUGCCCGCAAGUUGUCGCAGAGCUUCCAGUUGGACAUUGUGGAUGCCCAGGCGGUGACAGCCAAGCAGAGUCUUCUAAGUGCCGUGGGCAUGAUCCUGGCCAUGCACAGGCCAUACAAGAGGAGUAACAAUGCGCAUUUUAAGGCCUUCGUUUGUGCGGGACUCAACUCUCACUUGCUGGUGGAGUGGCUGAAUUUGAUCCUCAGCUGUCAUGAGCUGGUGGACACGUAUUACUCGUCCAGCAGCUAUGUGGCCCGCACGGGUUUUCGCGACUCUUUGCGCUCCAUCGAUGCUCUGUCGCGUUUCGACUUUGAUCUGCCGGUGGAUCUGGCCAUUAGGCAUUUCCGUAACAUCUAACCGGCUGCCUCAG
This is a messenger RNA of Drosophila serrata, 2559 nucleotides long. Its product is annotated as RUN domain-containing protein 1. Lineage: Eukaryota; Metazoa; Arthropoda; Insecta; Diptera; Drosophilidae. The record is from RefSeq and is a predicted model, not a curated record.